Molecule: messenger RNA, 857 nt
Organism: Tachysurus vachellii
Lineage: Eukaryota; Metazoa; Chordata; Actinopteri; Siluriformes; Bagridae
Gene: serf2b
Product: small EDRK-rich factor 2b
Exons: 3
Coding region: 153-332 (59 amino acids)
Source: RefSeq, a predicted model, not a curated record
GUAAGCUGAUUGGCUAACACACAGAACAUGGAGGUGGGACACACAGGCGCACUCAGCUCGUUCAACCAGGAAAGCAAUUAGCGCUUCGUUGCUAAAGGAAAAAAAGAAGGGUUAGGCUUCGCUUUGUCCGGACUUAAAAAGCACCUAAAGUCAUGACCAGAGGAAACCAGCGUGAACUUGCCCGACAAAAGCACGCCAAGAAACAAAAUGAGCAGGGCAAAGGCAGGAAGGAUGAUGGUCUUUCUGCUGCUGCUCGCAAGCAGAGGGAUGCAGAGAUAAUGCAGCAGAAACAGAAGAAAGCCAGUGAGAAAGGGGACCCUAAAUCAAAAUAACCAGCGGGGCACGUUGGGACUAACACGCAUUUUGGCAGAGGUUCCCAUUCGUCAACAGCUUGUCGCUCACAAAGUUGUAACCAUAUAGACAGCUAAAAAAAUACAAUAACUGUUUUUGGUAAUCAGUUGAAGAAAAUAGUCUACAAUGUGGCUUCAGAAAGAUCUCAAUUAUGAGGGAAAAUCUUUUAAGUUAAGUAAUGAUUCAUCCAUUGUACCAAAUACAAUCAGUAAACACAAUAAUUAAAUUGAUAUAAAUGGUUUCCAUCAUAUUUUUAACUGGUUAAAAAUAUUGACGUUCCAUGUUAAAAGCUGUGUUACUGAUCAUUAUUGGUUCAAAUGUCAUGAGAUUGCAUCUUAAUCUUCCAUCUUGUGUCUCCUUUUGAAUUCACAUCAACUUCAAGUGUGUUCUAGAUAUGGAGCAGACCAUUUUAAAGAGGGAGACUGCCAGUCAACAUAUGAAUUGACUUUCGAGUUUCUGUAUUUUUGUAUUAAACACCCUUAAUAAAGUGUACAUUUUUAAACUGA